GUACACCCCCGCGGCAAUCUUCUUGCGGAUCAGCUCGCAGACUUGGUCGUAGAUACCAGGCGGGAUUGGUUUGAAGAAGUCCGAUCGGAACUUCCCUCGUUCAAGAUCGGUCCAGGCGAAGCCAUCCUGAUGGACCAACAUGAAGUGGUGCAUCAAGCGUCGCUCUUCUGGCCACAAGAACCCUUCGGGAUGCAGUCGAUCAAUGACGUCGCAGCGGUCUUGUGUGUAACGGCCGGUUGGAGCAAAUGGUGGGGGAACGGGGUUUAGACUGGGAAGCGCAGCGAGUGGGUCUCCUGUAAUUUCACGGACGAUUCGGAACUGUUCUGGGAGGCUACCCAGUACAGGGCGGACUUUUUGUGCAACCGGUUUGUAGCGUUUUUUGGCAAAGACGUCAACUUGAGGUGCAGAGUACGGGUGGGAAAGCAUCGUAGAUUGAUUUUCAAUUGUUAUGGUAGAUUGGGAAUGGAGAGGGGGGCAACAGCGAGUUGAAUCGCUGGGGCACAUAUCGCGAGCAGUCGGUUGAACGUCAGGGCGCGGUUGGAAGUAGGUAGAGUAGGGUGAUGGCAAGUUUGUACAGGCCGAUAGGUAAAACGUCUGUAGGAUAUCAGUGGUAAAUGAACUGUGUGGAA
This is a messenger RNA of Mycena citricolor, 629 nucleotides long. The record is from the annotation of a GenBank genome assembly. Lineage: Eukaryota; Fungi; Basidiomycota; Agaricomycetes; Agaricales; Mycenaceae.